This is a messenger RNA of Sardina pilchardus (European sardine), 1046 nucleotides long. RefSeq names its product phospholipid hydroperoxide glutathione peroxidase-like. Gene Ontology annotation, molecular function: phospholipid-hydroperoxide glutathione peroxidase activity; glutathione peroxidase activity. Gene Ontology annotation, cellular component: nucleus; mitochondrion. The record is from RefSeq and is a predicted model, not a curated record. NCBI's taxonomy places the organism in Eukaryota, Metazoa, Chordata, Actinopteri, Clupeiformes, Clupeidae. The transcript is spliced from 7 exons. Gene Ontology annotation, biological process: response to oxidative stress.
CAAGAUAUUUGCCAUAAGGGUCCUAACAGUGCACGUUUGAGGAGCAGUGUGCUUUGUGAAACUCAGAAACCGGAAUAUAACCCAGUUCGCUGCCUGCCUGCUCAGUAGGGGUUACUGAGAGGCAGCCAUGCGUCUCCUAGGGUCCUCUGUUAUUUUCUCUCUCCUGCUGCAGACUAUGUCUGCGCCAGUGGAGGACUGGCAGUCGGCCAAGUCAAUCUAUGAGUUCUCAGCCACAGAUAUAGAUGGCAACGAGGUGUCCCUUGAGAAAUACAGGGGCGACGUUGUCAUCAUCACCAACGUUGCCUCUAAAUGAGGUAAGACCCCCGUAAACUACUCUCAGCUUGCAGAGAUGCACGCCAAGUAUGCUGAGAAAGGUUUACGCAUCCUGGGCUUCCCUUCCAACCAGUUUGGAGGACAGGAGCCGGGCAGUAAUGCUCAGAUCAAGGAGUUUGCAAAAUCAUACAACGCCCAGUUUGACAUGUUCAGUAAGAUCAAUGUCAAUGGCGCAAAUGCCCACCCUCUGUGGAAGUGGCUGAAGGAGCAGCCCAAUGGCAAGGGGUUCCUGGGAAAUGGUAUCAAGUGGAACUUCACCAAGUUCCUCAUUGACCGAGAGGGGCACGUUGUGAAGAGAUAUUCACCACUGCAGGAUCCAAGUACGGUGGAGCAGGAUCUGAAGGAUAUGAAAUACCUGUAAUUCUGUCAGUCAUGCCAUCCCUUUGACCCCCUCUGCUACUCGCUCUCCAAUGAUGAGUCGGGGAAUUGAGGCUCUGCCCCAGAUGAGUGACGGUCUGUCCCUCAACCCAUUCCAUGGACAGGUCAGACCUGAUGCAUUUGGCGUGCAAUAUUGCUGGGAGGACCCUCUAUUCCCUGAUGAUGCACUGGGGAGACCAAACACACCAACUAUCACAGGAGGUCUAGGACUGCAUGGAUUAAAAGAAAUGUAUUUUCUGAUUGCAAACUCAGACUAGGACUUGACUCAUUCUAGAGAUGUCUAAAAUAGCCUAAAUGAUUUAUGAUAGUGACAAUAAAGAUAUUUACAAGCUCAA